Molecule: messenger RNA, 1299 nt
Organism: Ziziphus jujuba (common jujube)
Lineage: Eukaryota; Viridiplantae; Streptophyta; Magnoliopsida; Rosales; Rhamnaceae
Product: annexin Gh1
Exons: 5
Coding region: 197-1144 (315 amino acids)
Cellular component (GO): cytoplasm
Molecular function (GO): calcium ion binding; calcium-dependent phospholipid binding
Source: RefSeq, a predicted model, not a curated record
GAAAAGAAAUUAUUUCCAUGAAGAACGUGGUUUGUAUUAAAAAAUUAAUUUUUAUACUGUGGGACAUAAUUAAUUAAUCAUUUUGAAGCCCACCUUCAUUAGUAUUUAAGUGUUUACGAUUUGCUCUUUGAGAAAUACGUGAGAGGUUUCAGGGUGAGACAGAGAAAGAGAAAGAAAAAGAAAUAUACAUUCGUCAAUGGCGACGCUUUCAGUGCCCAAUCAUGUUCCUCCAGUUUCUGAAGACUCUGAGCGGCUCAGAAAGGCUUUUGAAGGAUGGGGAACUGAUGAGGCAACAAUCAUAAACAUAUUGGCUCACAGGAAUGCACGGCAGCGCACUACAAUCCGACAAGUUUAUGCUGAGACAUACGGAGAGGAGCUCCUGAAAUCACUAGAGAAAGAACUUUCAAGUGACUUUGAGAGGAUAGUUCUUCUGUGGACUCUGCGUCCUGCUGAAAGAGAUGCAUUGCUAGCUAAUGAAGCAGCGAGGAAGCGUGGUAAUGGAGUUUAUGUUCUAUUGGAACUGGCUACCACAAGAAGUUCACGUGAGCUAUUUCAGGCGAGGGAGGAGUACCAUAUUCGUUUCAAGAGAUCUCUGGAAGAAGAUGUUGCACAUUACAUAACUGGAGAUUACCGCAAGCUUUUGGUGCCUCUUUUGACUGCUUAUCGGUAUGAGGGACCUGAGGUGAACUCUUCUCUGGCCCAUUCUGAGGCUAAAAUACUGCGUGAGAAAAUUUCUGAGAAAGCUUAUAAUCACGAGGAGGUCAUCAGGAUCCUCACUACUAGGAGCAAGGAACAACUCAAUGCAACCCUGAACCACUACAGAGACCAAUUUGGCAAUGCCAUUAACAAGGACCUGAAGUCAGAUCCAGAGGAUCGCUACCUCACUUUUCUGAGAGCCACCAUAAAAUGCCUGACUACUCCAGAGAAAUAUUUCGAGAAAGUCCUCAGACUUGCCAUUAAAGGACUUGGAACUGAUGAAGAAGGUCUUACCAGAGUGGUAGUCACCCGUGCUGAGGUUGAUCUGAAACGUAUAAAUGAAGAAUACUACCGCAGGAACAGUGUCCCACUUGUGCAGGCUAUAAAGGGUGACACUUCUGGUGAUUAUGAAAGAAUGUUGCUUGCCUUGCUUGGUCAUGAGAAUUGAUGAGCAGCAUUGUCAUCAGUGUUAUGUGGUAGAUUAAUUGUGUGGUUUUUUUCAAUUUGGUUUCAAUUUCUGUUGUUUCUUUUGGUGAACAUUUUCCUUUCAGUUUGCAUCUUACUCUCAUCUGUCAAUUAGUAAUGGUAUGUGUGUUUCUUUUA